Molecule: messenger RNA, 6359 nt
Organism: Tachysurus vachellii
Lineage: Eukaryota; Metazoa; Chordata; Actinopteri; Siluriformes; Bagridae
Gene: slc44a1b
Product: solute carrier family 44 member 1b
Exons: 16
Coding region: 312-2330 (672 amino acids)
Biological process (GO): transmembrane transport
Cellular component (GO): membrane
Molecular function (GO): transmembrane transporter activity
Source: RefSeq, a predicted model, not a curated record
UCUUUGGCCAGCUCGCAGCGUGAGUGGACGAUGCGUUUCUGUUCCGGCUACAUCUGCUCAGUCCAGCCGGAAGUGCAGCUCUAUUAAUCUUGAAGUAUUAAUCCUUCUUUACCUGGAGGCAGAAGAGGCGAUAUUAGUUUGCUGCGUUCGCGGGGAAACGCGUUUGCGCGCCCCGUCUGAUGGAUGCGUCGUGUUAGUGCGCGACACGCGGUUAAUGCGGGGUCAAACACACUUCGUCGACUUCCUGCAAGUUGGGCUUAUUGUUGUUUUCUUGCGCUGAAGCGUUGAGGUCUGUGCGACUCAAACCUGCAAUGGGAUGCUGCGGUAGCGCAGAGAGGGUGAAAAGAGAAUGGAAACCCUUGGAGGACCGAUGCUGCACAGAUCUCCCAUGGUUCCUUCUAUUUAUGCUCUUCUGUGGGGGAAUGGGUGCUAUCUGUGGCUACACUAUAGUGACAGGUGGUGCAGCACGCCUGGUCUUUGGAUAUGACAGCUACGGUAACACUUGUGGCCAGAGGAAUGAGGCCAUAGAAGGGGUCAAACUCAGCGGCUUGGACCACCGAGACAGAAAAUAUGUGUUCUUCCUGGACCCAUGCAACUUAGACAUAAUUCAACGGAAGAUUAAAUCAAUGGCACUGUGCGUGGCGCAGUGUCCUCCCGAAGAGAUGAAAACCUAUGACGAUAUACGGAGAUUUGCUAUGAUCAAUGGUUCAGAGCUCUGCUCCUAUGAGCUGGCUGCCCAUAAGUACCCAAGCCUUCCAGAGCGCUUUGACAAAUGUCCUAAACUUCCAGUUCCACAGAGUAAAGCUCUGCCAGUGUUUAGCCGCUGCACGCCCGUGGAUAUUUCCUGCUAUUCUAAGUUUGCAGAGGCGGUGGUGACGUUUGUCAGUGAUAACACCAUACUCCAUAGGCUUAUCGCUGGGGUGGUGGCCAGUAAAGAGAUCAUUGCGGGGCUUUGCCUGCUAGCUCUUGUGCUCUCCAUGAUCCUGAUGGUGAUUAUUCGCUAUAUCUCUGCAGUCCUGGUGUGGAUUCUCACUGUUCUUGUGGUGCUGGGCUCACUAGGAGGCACCAGCUUUCUGUGGUGGUUAUAUAUAGACCACAGGCUGAAGACGAACGAGACUGCGGUUACAGAUUUAAAGGAAGCAAAAGAAACAAAUGAAGAAACCGUUGCUUCCAAAGACGACAUUCAUGGACUGCUGGUCUACGCUACUUCAGCAACUGUGUUCACGGUGAUCUUGCUGUUGCUGAUGCUGUUCAUGAGGAAGCGAGUGGCUCUGACCAUCGCUCUGUUCCACGUUGCCGGGAAGGUGUUCAUUCACUUGCCGCUGCUGGUGCUGCAGCCUUUCUGCACCUUUCUCGCCCUCUUUCUCUUCUGGGUCUACUGGAUCCUAGUACUCCUUUUCCUCGGAACAACUGGGAACCCAGAGAAGAGCGAGCAGACAGGUCUGACUGAGUUCCGACUGAGCGGCCCACUGCAGUACCUCACCUGGUACCAUGCCGUGGGUCUCAUCUGGAUAAGUGAGUUCAUCCUGGCCUGUCAGCAGAUGACUGUAGCUGGAGCUGUGGUCACAUACUACUUUACCAGGGACAAGAACAAGCUCCCUUUGACGCCCAUCCUGUCAUCUGUGUUUCGUUUGAUCCGUUACCACCUGGGUACCGUGGCCAAGGGCUCCUUCAUUAUAACCCUGGUCAAGAUCCCGCGCCUCAUCCUCAUCUACAUCCGUAAUCAGCUCAAAGGAAAGGAGAAUGCAUGUGCACGCUGUAUGCUGAAAGCGUGUAUUUGUUGCCUGUGGUGUCUGGAGAAGUGCCUCAAUUAUUUAAAUCAGAAUGCGUAUGCAGCGACAGCCAUCAAUGGCACCAGUUUCUGCACGUCGGCACGUGAUGCAUUUGUGAUCCUGGUGGAAAACGCUCUGAGGGUGGCAGCCAUCAACACCGUGGGAGACUUUGUGCUUUUUCUGGGCAAGGUCCUGAUUGUGACAUGUACAGCAUUUGCAGGAGUGUUGGCUCUAAACUAUCAGAGGGACUACGCAGAGUGGGUACUGCCGCUCAUCAUCGUGUGCCUGUUCGCCUUUCUGGUGGCCCACUGCUUCCUGUCCAUCUUUGAGAUCGUUGUGGACGUGCUGUUUCUAUGCUUCGCCAUCGACACCAAAUACAAUGACGGCACAUCUGGCAAAGAGUUCUUUAUGGACAAAGCCCUUAUGGAGUUUGUUGAGAACAGCCGGAGGUCGGUGGCGCCGGCAGAACGCGGACGGAGCAGCAAGCGAUCUCGCUCUCGACUGGAUUCGGGACUGACUGAGAUGAAGGCCAUGGCUCCUGGAACAAGCUCAGCUUGACCAAAAGCCGGACAUGGGACUUUUUAAAGACAUUCCAAAAUGUUUAUUUUUACCAAUGUGUAACAUGUUUACUAUGGUUUCACUCCAGGGAAUACAAUAUUUUAAUAAGAAACUGUAAAAAAAAAAAGAAAUAACAAUGUAAUGAAGCACUUUAUAUUGAAGCGCUGCAUAUUUUAAAAGGCUGAUGCAUUUUUCGUAGUGAUGUCCUUUUUUAUAAGACUAAAAACAAUUGCCAUCUAGUAAAACACAGUAUUAAUAAUGUCUAGAAUCACUGUUUUUAUUAUGUAAAACUUUCAUAACAGAGUUUUUUUUUCCUUUUUCUUAAAUGGGUUUCUUGAAGUUUGGUAGAAACCUUCGUGUCAUGCAGCAAUGAAGGAAUUAAUUGUUGUUGUUUUUUAGUUGUUUUAACUCCUAACACUGAAGCAUCUCUACAUCAUUUGCUCUUAUUGAUAUUUCUAUUACACCCAGUUACAUUAUGGAUGUGCAUUUGGGAGGAAGAUUGGAGUUUUUUUUGUUUUGUUUUGUUUUGUUUUGUGCCUCAGUGUUAAAGCGUCAAUCUCCUCCAAACCCCCCGCCCCAAAACAAAACAAAAAGGUUUAGACUGAUUUUAGAUCUGAUUGUUUAUACAUAUGGAAGGGAAUUCCCUUUACCCUUGACUUUUUUCCUGACAGGAUGAAACCUAAUGAUUUAAACAUCUAAAUGAAAUUUGUUUGACUCUUUCAGGCUAGUGACAGCUGUUGUAUUACAAGUGUUACUGGGCCUUUGUUUGUUUGUUUGUUUUUAGCUAAAUGUUAAGCUAUAUACAAGGCUUUGUUUGAGAUUAUGUACUGAUGCUAAUUAGGUAUUAAAUGCAAACACUGAAUUAGCAUUUAGGAUCUGAGAGGCUGGAUACGUACCACCCAGGAUCUUGAUGGCCAUCUUUGUAUAGUUUUUUAACCCUAACAUAUUUCCAGUCUUUAGCUAUGGCAUCAUAUAACCCUCCAGGCUUAGAUUUACAUUUUGAGCGCUGAUUUUAAAUCAGAUUGCUAGCAUAUUUCUAUACUGACCCAAUCCUAGAUUUAUGCUCCCAACGUUUCUCAAAUAGGAUUUGGUUUCCUGAAUGUGUCCAAGUACAAAGCUUGUUUUUGAUUAUCCUAUUGUAAAUGAAUGGCUCUCACAUGUACAUAACAGUGUGGUGCUUUUGGGACACCAGGCCCUGGUCUCUCCUUAAACACAGGGUGAUUUUUGUAGUCCCUCCUUCUAACUAUAGGAAGAGAAAUUAAAAAAAUCUUUCUGCAUGUGAAAUCAUUUUUUUUAACUCAUCAACUCUGAGCAGUAUUAAUCUGAAUGUGAAUCCACUAUUAUCAUUUGCACACACUGCAUCCUGUGGAGAGUCUGGGUGCUUUAAAUCCGUGUGGUGCGUGAUUGAGUGUCCACUUUUACUCCUGCAGCAAACUCAAGUCUUCCUACUUGCACUACUUUUUUGUUGUUGUUUUUUGUUUUGUUGUUUUUGGGAGGCAUCCCUGUGAUACAGAGUGACUUGGAGAGGAGAGGCACACAAAAACUCGCACCUUGCCUUAACCCAUUCAGCAUGCAGCACAUCCUGCUGGAUAUAAGUGGUUGGUUACAGUAUUUUUGCAGUACAGUAUGACCUUCAGCUGCAGAGAGCCUGUAAGCCUUAAACCAGUUCAAGAUUUCCAUAACAUUUUCGGUAUCUAAUCAGCAGUGAAACUACAAGCGAGUUGUUUAUGUACAGCAUGUGGACAGAAGGAGUCAAGAUUUUACUAAUUGUUUUGUAGUUUUAAUCUUUAUUAAAGGAGUGUUUGGAGGAUUUUAGCCAACAUUUGCCAGGUGUUUAGGAGCUGGAACAAGGGAACUUGUGGUCAUGAGGCGAGCUGGUGACUUUUGGUGAUGGUGUAGAUUCACCUUUUGUAAACAGCUCAACCUUAAAAUCUAAGAAAUCGUAUUCGUAUUCGAAAUCGUUUUGUAUUAUAGUGGUGCUUCAUGUUACCACUUUUGACUUUUGGACCAAGACGUAGAAACAAUUUUAUUAUGUCAAUUUUAUUAACUUAAAAAUUUUAUAUAAUUUUAUUAUUUUGUUAAUUUUAUUAACAAUUUUUUUUAUGUCAUCUCUUCACUAAUCAGACCAGGCCAAAUAUAAUUAAAAAAAAAAACAGUAAAAGACUUAAUGUCUGUAGCCCUGUAGCUACUGCUUUCAAAAAUAAAUGAAAAUAAAUGAAAUAAUUAACAUAAGUAUGAUAAAACACAACAGAGGGUCUGCAAUAGAAGCUAGAAGAUUCAUGUUUAGGAAACUAGAAUCGCUGAACAACGACUAGUAUUUUUUUCUGAGUUUAUGAAUUGUGCUACAGUAUUUUUCCAAAAGUGUUAUCUGUAAUGUUCAUGAGGAUUAUACGAUACGGAAAUACUACUUCUAAAAAAUACUUCUCAAACCUGAGAGGAUAGUAUUUGUUGCUUUUGAACCUCCACAAAGUCUUGAGUCUCCCAAAGCCUUAACAGCAAAGUAAAAGUUCCUCAAUAUCCAACAUAAACUGUAUUUGUUAGUUCUAAUAAACUGCUUAUAAAAACUUUUUAUUUAAAACACUGAUCGCUUUUGAUCAGUCUGAGAAAUGUUGGCUAAUUUCCGAAUAUAGUAACAAUUCCUUUAUGAUGGAUUUAGAGUGUAUAUGAAAUAUCUGUACAGUAUAUAUGAACGUGUAAGGAUACAUGCUGACUGAUAACAGAAUGUCCAUUUUAGGAAAGGGAAUCUUAAAGUGUGUUGUGGUCUUCGGUUUGUUUGUCUUUGUGUGUUAUUCCAGGUCUCACAUUACAGAGGAACAUGGGAUGUUAUAUAGUGGAUGGUAUCUUGAACAUAACUAAAAGUUUGAUAAGGGGGGGAAAAAAAAGAAAAAUUCAUAUUUGUUACAGACACCAGUCUUAUGGUUAAAGCAUGUUAAGAAUUGCACUAAGUACUCAUUUUAACACAGAUAGAAUAUGUGUGAAGAAAAAAGGAUUUCAAUUUAAAACGAUUAUGAACAUUUUAUUCUGCUAACUAAUUUAUUUUCAAAUGCUUGAAAAAAAUUCAGAGUAUUUCAGAAGUAGUCAUGAAAUGGGAAUUAUUGUUAAUGUUAAUGUGAGCAUUAUUGCCCGCUAAGGUGAAACGUACGCUUUUAGCAGAUGUUGCCCUUUACUGACUUAAAUAAACGCAGAGUUGUGUUUUCUGAAUCUGCUCUGAUUGGGGACGGACUGAGUGAGACGAGCUGAUCUGUGAUCUUGAGGCAUUGCUGAGGAAUAGCAGGGUCUGGCUUUCUGCUCGACCCCAACUUUGCCAAAUGGUGCACAAUGUAAAAUUCAGAUGACGUGCACAAAAGAUGUAUUGUUCAAACUGCUUGUUUUGGUAUUUAGUCGAGUCCUUGUUUUUCCUCUUUCUCUCUCAAUCAGCGUGGCAGCUGGGCAGCUGAUAUGUGGCAUGUUCAGGCCUGUCUCUGUUGGGUAGGGAGCUGUAGAGAUGCUCUGCUUAUAGUCAGAGCCAAGCUAGUAAUGUCCAUAUACACAAUACGCACACACGCACACACAUAUACACACUGACACAUGCACAUAUAAACACACAUAUACAACCUGCAUGCUCCCAGUCUGGGCUUUUUCUAACUCUUUAAAACAAUGAGCCAUUUUUGUAGGAUGUGAAUUGUUUGGCGUUAGGAUCCAUGUGACUUAAACACUGACACUUCUAGAAGAAUAGCUUUAUUCAGUAACAAGCCACUGUUUUUCUGUUGUCGAGAUGUGAGUGUGUUUCUCCUCUUCAUUGCGGGAAACUGCGCUUCUGUUCCCGUCCCUGUGGAGAAAUAGGCCGUUUCUGUGUGAAGAAUACUGUUAUCAAUAGGCAAUACAUCAGUUUCCUUGUCUGGUGUAAUACUAGCUCUUAGCUUUUACCUGCAGUAUAGUUGUUUGUAACAUUGAAUUAAGGAUUUUUUGUUUUGUUUUGUUUUAUUUUAUUUUUUUUAUAUUCAUAUGUAUCUUGUUUUUUAAAGUAAUAAAAUGGAAAAUUUUAAACAU